Messenger RNA from Mixia osmundae IAM 14324, 2105 nucleotides. RefSeq lists its product as uncharacterized. Bases 192 to 2006 code for a protein of 604 amino acids. Lineage: Eukaryota; Fungi; Basidiomycota; Mixiomycetes; Mixiales; Mixiaceae. The transcript is spliced from 5 exons. The record is from RefSeq and is a predicted model, not a curated record.
CCGAAUUUGGCGGUGGAUGGCCUCGAUACGUGGCCAUGCUCGAGCCUACUUAAGGCCCCUCCUUCCUCUCUGCUUCUCUAGCUCGCUACAUCACAGUCACUACUUGCUGCAGCAGACAACACAUUCCUUUGCUUUACACGACAUCGAUUGAAAGCCACCAGCACUACUACCACAUACCACCUCGCGUCAUCAUGAAGCAAUCUAUGCUCGUCUGGGUCACUGCAGCCAUCACUCUCGCCUCUUACUCCCGUCCCGUCAAGGCAGAUCAGGAUCGCACCACGAUCACGUCAGACUACCACAACGGUGCAGGUCAUCAGCACAAUGGCGGAGGUCCAGAGUCAAGCUAUUCCCUCAACGAGAGUGGCCGCGAACAUGGCAUCAUGUACGAGGAUUCGUACGGCGGCACGUCGAUCGAGUCUCACGACAAGCGCGCAGUCCUCGGCAAAGGCGCAGGACCUCAGCCCAAGACGCUCGACAGCUCAGACGAUCAUCGCAACUAUGGCUCAGAGAUCCUCGAGCCUGCUCACGAUCGUCAGUCUCGAGUCGAUGCCGCUCCUGGAGAUACGAUCGCGGACCGAGCCGAAGCAGAUCGAACGGUCGACUCGAACGGUCACUUUGUCUAUCAUCAAGACGGUCUCAAAGCGCAUUGCGACGACAAGACGCACAAAUGCUCGUACACUGUGCACUCGCAUGAUGCAGAUCAUCUCAAGCAUCAUCACGAGAAUGGAUCUUACUCCAAGCACGCGACUGCUGCCAUCGAACAAGAUAAGGACAGUUGGACCUACAGAAGCCCGGACUAUGCCUCUGAAGCAUCAUCGCCCGCUUCGGCUCAUACCAAACGAGGUCAAAAUGGCAUGUCACGCCAAUACGACGAUUCCCGCCCGCAAGGCGAAUCCGCCAGACACGCUACCGGCUCGAGUGGUCACGUCCCAUACGACCAUCGCCUCACAACGAGCAAGAUCGACGGGCAUAGCAGUCAUGGCGGCGAUCCUUUCGUGGCAUCAGAGUACGAUAGUGACUACAGACAUGACACUUCUUCCGACACCAUAACGCAUGACAAGGAGACGCUCUCGUGGCAUCACAAGCGUCAAGAGCACUCCGGUCGCCCACGCCACGGCGGCUCCGCCGUCGGUCUCGGUUCUUUUAACUCAUAUAAUCCAAGCACUCCGGAACACGGCUACGAGGACGCACAAGUGCAACAGGAUCGAUCAGGUCACGAUGGCAACGCUCACUUCUCAGUCUCUGGCCACUAUACCUCGCAUGAUCGUCAGGAUACGUCGUAUACGUUCAAGAAUGAGCAUGACAAGCGUGCUGUAGAGCAUGGUCAGCCCGGUCAUGCGUACAGUGGCGCGUCGCUCGACUUCACUGAUGGCUACAACUCUCACAAGCCUCAAGAUUCGAGCUAUGGCUUCACAGGGCAUCACGCUCAGCGUCACGGACAAUCAGGUCAUGCAGAACCUUUCGAAUAUUCGUUCGAGGGCCACUAUGACUCGCGUCAUCCCGAAAAGUCGACGUACGAGAUCGAGUAUGAGACAAAGCACGGCAAGCACGCCCAUAAGGAGCAUGUCGUUGUCAAGGACGCUCGAGUGUGGCACGGCAAGCGCGCGCUCCAACAUGGCCAGCCAGGUCAUGCGGAGCCCAGUGACGUGACAUUCUCAGACUCGACUUCUUACCACGAUGGAACAUUCGGCCAUGGCGGCAGCUACAGCCACUCGGAAACUUUCAAGGAGCGACCCCAUAGCAAGCGUGACGCGCACCACUACGACAUCUUCGAAGUCGAUGAGCACCACCACCACCAUCAUCACGAUACCCACGAAGAUGGCAAAUACCGCGAGCAUGUCGAGAAGUGCCGCCUUGACGGUGAGAACGAUGGCAGACUCUUGUUCGACUGUCAAUCAUCUUCAAAACACACCAUGAUCAAGGUCCACAAGAAGCACAACGGCAAGCCUGGCUCGUUAUCCCAGGGUCAUAGCAGUCUGGCCGGUGUGCUCGGCGCUAUCGCAUGAGCGCUGGCCGCUUUCCCUUCGCUCUUCUCCCUCUCCCCCUCUUCGCAAUCGUUCGUUGUAAAGCGUAUGCAUUAGACACUGCUGCGGCUCAAAUCCAAU